Molecule: messenger RNA, 738 nt
Organism: Suillus paluster
Lineage: Eukaryota; Fungi; Basidiomycota; Agaricomycetes; Boletales; Suillaceae
Exons: 6
Coding region: 1-738 (245 amino acids)
Molecular function (GO): protein binding
Source: RefSeq, a predicted model, not a curated record
AUGGCUGAUAAUUUACAAUCCUCUACGCAAGCCAGUGGGACAUCCACACCGAGUUCUAGUGCGAGAGAAGCACCUGCUGCCGAGUUCAAGGUGUAUAGGCCUCCAUCUGCAUCAACAACCAGCCGUCGCCUGGAAGAGCUACCAGACUCUUAUUUCACUCCGUCCCCUGGCGAUCUGAAGGCUGCGCAAGCAACGCUAAGCGCUCGGACACGAGCAUUGGUCGAUGCCCCACUACGACUUCGAGCUCAGCGAGAGGCAGCAGAGAAAUCGAAGAGAGAUCGAUGGCCGAAUACAACGAUACGUGUGAGGUUCUCUGAUCGGACACAGCUUGAGAAGACAUUCCCUUCGACAGACAAAAUUCGCUCUGUGUAUGCGUUUGUGCGAUCGUCCCUCCGAGAUGAUGUCAAGUCUAUCAAGUUCAUAUUAUAUCAAUCUCCUCCCAAGCGCGACCUGAAGGUAUCAGACCCAACUGUCCGUGAUUUAAGCUUGGUAGAACUGCAACUUGCACCGUCAUCAAUACUCCUUCUGCGUUUUGAAGAUGAGUCACUGAAUGGCACGAGUGUCCCCGCACCGCUGUUGUCAUCCAUUGCAGCACGAGCGAUUGAGCUGCCCAAACCCCCAGCUGUUGAUGCCGAACCACCCAAGGCGGGGAAGUCAGCCAUACCUUCCGCAACAACGUCGAGCACGAAUACCGAGAAGAAGAUACCCAAGUGGUUGAAGGCAGGUCUAAGGAAGUGA